Aspergillus mulundensis is the source of this 2028-nucleotide messenger RNA. RefSeq names its product mRNA-binding ribosome synthesis protein NOP7 (gene nop7). The record is from RefSeq and is a predicted model, not a curated record. Gene Ontology annotation, cellular component: nucleolus; PeBoW complex. Gene Ontology annotation, biological process: ribosome biogenesis; maturation of LSU-rRNA from tricistronic rRNA transcript (SSU-rRNA, 5.8S rRNA, LSU-rRNA). NCBI's taxonomy places the organism in Eukaryota, Fungi, Ascomycota, Eurotiomycetes, Eurotiales, Aspergillaceae. The transcript is spliced from 3 exons. Gene Ontology annotation, molecular function: RNA binding. The coding region runs from base 1 to 2028 and encodes 675 amino acids.
AUGGCCAAAAUCAAGAAGAAGGGAACCUCUGGCCAGGCCAAAAACUAUAUCACCAGAACCCAGGCGGUGCGCAAACUCCAGAUUUCGCUGCCAGACUUCCGUCGACUAUGCAUCUUCAAAGGGAUCUACCCCCGUGAGCCUCGGAGCAAGAAGAAGGCCUCUAAGUCCGCUACUCAAAACACGACCUUCUACUACACAAAGGAUAUCCAAUACCUUCUGCAUGAGCCAUUGCUCCGCAAGUUCCGUGAACAGAAGGCGCUUGCGAAAAAGAUUGCUCGAUCCCUCGGUCGUGGAGAAGUCGGCGAUGCGGCCCGCUUGGAGAAGAACCAUGCGCCGAAAUUGUCUCUGGACCAUGUCAUCAAGGAGCGCUACCCGACCUUUAUCGAUGCCCUCAGAGAUCUCGACGAUGCGCUGUCUCUUCUUUUCCUCUUCGCGAACCUGCCGUCUACCAACCAUGUCCCGCCCAAGACUAUCGCAUUGUGCCAACGGGUCACUCACGAAUUCCAACACUACCUGAUCACAACCAACUCUCUGCGCAAGUCUUUCCUCUCGAUCAAGGGUAUCUACUACCAGGCGACAAUUCAAGGCCAGGAUAUCAUGUGGCUGGUUCCUUACCGGUUCGUGCAGCGAGUCAAUGGUGAUGUCGAUUAUCGAAUUAUGGCUACGUUUGUAGAGUUCUACACCACCCUUCUUGGAUUUGUCAACUACCGCCUGUACUCCUCGCUCGGUCUCCGAUACCCCCCAAAGUUCGACACUCGCCUGGACGAGAAUGGAGCAGAAUUGGCAGCUUUCACGCUGGAAGGGCGCACAGUCGGAGAUGCCCCGAAGGCCAUCGAAGCCGCGAACAAGCCCUCGGGCGAUGCCGCCAACAAAGAAGUCUCCGCUAAGAUUCAAAAGAAGGUCGACAAGGUUAUCAAGAAGGCCGGUUUGGAUCAGGUUAGCGAUGAACAGCCCACUGAAACAGCGGAGGAGGUUACAGACGAAAUCGACAAGUUCGAGACGACGGCGCCCGAGGCCGACACCCUCCCUCAGCCUGACUUGAGCGGCGACCAGGCUGGCUCGCUCUUCGCCCCAUUCACCUUCUACAUUUCCCGAGAAGCCCCCAAGGCCCCUCUUGAAUUCAUCCUCCGUUCCUUCGGCUGCAAGCGUAUUGGAUGGGACACUGUUCUCGGAGGCGGUGCUUUCACUCACAACGAGGCCGAUCCCCGCAUCACACACCAGAUCGUGGAUCGCCCGUCUCUUCCUGAGUCCUCUCUUCCCGCUAUCCCCAAUGCUGCGGAUGGCGAAGGUGCCGUGCAGACUGUGAAGCCCGGCACUCGGGUUCCUGGCCGAACCUACAUCCAGCCUCAGUGGAUCUGGGAUUCCAUUAACGAGGGCAAGCUUCUCCGCCCCGAUCUGUAUGCGCCAGGCGCCACUCUCCCUCCCCAUCUUAGCCCAUGGGUCAAGUCCAAGAAGGGCGGCUACGAUCCUCGCGCCAGCUUGGCCGAGCAGGAAGAAGAAGGCGAAGCCGAUCUAGAUGAGGAGGAGGAGAGCGACGAAGAGAUGGAGGAAGCUGGCGAGGAUAAGCCGGCCGCCGCCGUGACCAAGGAGUCCGAGUCCGAGGACGAAUCCGUUGACGGUGGUAUGGACGUUGCCGUCACCGACGACGAGGAGGAUGAGAGCGAGGAGGAAGAGGAAGAAGAGGAUGAGUUCGCGGGCAUCGAAGACGCCGAUGCCGGCUCUGAGUCAGAGGACGAGGAAGAGACCGCCCGCACUCAGCACCAGAAGGAACUCGAGGCCGAAGCCGCCGGUCUUCCGUUCACCUCCAAUGGUGCUGCCGACGAGUCAGCAGCCAAGAAGAAGCAGGCUAAGAAGCGCGCUUCCAAGAAGCGCGAGGAGGAAGAGGAGCUCGAACGACAGAAGAUGAUGAUGAGCAGGAAGAAGCGCAAGCUGCUGGAGAAGAUGAUGUACUCGAACAAGAAGACCGCGGAUGAGGCUGCCAAGCUGCGCUCCAAGCGAAGAAAGGUUGAGAAGGGUGCCGGAAAAUAA